Messenger RNA from Columba livia (rock pigeon), 2570 nucleotides. RefSeq names its product dihydrolipoamide S-succinyltransferase (gene DLST). Gene Ontology annotation, molecular function: dihydrolipoyllysine-residue succinyltransferase activity. The transcript is spliced from 15 exons. Lineage: Eukaryota; Metazoa; Chordata; Aves; Columbiformes; Columbidae. The record is from RefSeq and is a predicted model, not a curated record. Bases 102 to 1484 code for a protein of 460 amino acids. Gene Ontology annotation, biological process: tricarboxylic acid cycle. Gene Ontology annotation, cellular component: mitochondrion; oxoglutarate dehydrogenase complex.
CCUUUCCGGAGAGGUUCGUCCGGUCCUACGCGCUUCCGGCUCGCGCCGGGCCUGCUUCCGGUGUCCGCCCUCCGGCUCCUCCCGCCGCCGCCGCCGCCGCGAUGCUGCUGCUGUGGCGGUCCCGCUGCCUGGGCCGGGCGCUGGGCCGCUCGCUGCGCGCCCUCCGGCAGGGCAACUGUACUCUGGCAAGAUGCUCUCUGUCUGGUGUGGCUGGGAGCCAGGGACUGGCUUACACCAACAGCAGGAAGCUUGUAGUAAAUAGCUCCAGUGUCUUCACUGUCCGUUACUUCAGAACCACUGCAGUACGUAGGGAUGACGUGAUUACAGUGAACACACCAGCCUUUGCAGAGUCAGUCACAGAAGGAGAUGUCAGGUGGGAGAAAGCUGUUGGAGACACAGUGGCGGAAGAUGAAGUGGUGUGUGAGAUUGAAACAGACAAGACAUCAGUGCAAGUUCCAGCCCCAGCAGCUGGUGUGAUUGAAGCCCUUUUGGUACCCGAUGGUGGCAAAGUGGAAGGGGGGACACCUCUGUUCAAACUCAGGAAAACUGGAGCUGCUCCUGCCAAGGCCAAACCAGCAGCAGCCCCUCCUCCUCCUGCAACCCCUGAACCUGUAGCUGCGGCUGCUCCUCCACCUGCUGCAGCACCAAUUCCCACUACAAUGCCACCAGUGCCGCCUGUGUCAACUCAACCCAUUGACAGCAAACCAGUGUCUGCAGUGAAGCCGGCUGCAGCCCCAGCGGCAGCUCCUCCUGGGGAGGCAGUGCCCAGCAAAGGUGCCAGAUCAGAGCAUAGGGUGAAAAUGAAUAGGAUGCGUCAACGUAUUGCUCAGCGGCUGAAAGAGGCUCAGAAUACCUGUGCCAUGCUGACCACUUUCAAUGAGAUCGAUAUGAGCAACAUCCGGGAGAUGAGAGCCAUACACAAGGAUCCCUUCCUGAAAAAGCACAACCUGAAGCUCGGUUUCAUGUCAGCUUUUGUGAAAGCUGCAGCCUUUGCUCUGCAGGACCAGCCUGUUGUGAAUGCAGUGAUUGAUGACACGACCAAAGAGAUUGUGUACAGGGACUACGUGGACAUCAGUGUCGCUGUGGCAACUCCCCGGGGUCUUGUGGUCCCGGUCGUUAGGAAUGUAGAAAACAUGAACUUUGCUGACAUAGAGCGUGCUAUCUACGAGCUGGGCGAGAAGGCACGGAAAAAUGAACUGGCCAUUGAAGACAUGGAUGGCGGCACUUUCACAAUCAGCAACGGAGGGGUUUUUGGGUCACUCUUUGGGACACCUAUCAUUAACCCACCCCAGUCUGCCAUCUUAGGCAUGCAUGCCAUUGUGGACAGGCCUGUGGCUGUGGGAGGCAAGGUCGAGGUGCGGCCCAUGAUGUAUGUGGCGCUGACGUAUGAUCACCGGCUGAUUGAUGGCAGAGAGGCAGUGACUUUCCUGCGCAAGAUCAAGGCAGCAGUGGAGGAUCCCCGCGUGCUGCUGCUCGACCUGUAGAGCAGCUGCACCCCCACACAACCCACCCCAGGCAGGGCCACAGUACCAGCAGGGGCAAUGCAGGGCAUUCAGGAACUGGCAGGGGUCAUUCCAGUCUCCCUCCCUCCGCGGUGAUCAGAGCUGUCCCAGAGGGAAUUGUGGGGAUAGCUCCUACCUCCUUUCCCGUUCUGUUUAAUGAAUGUUCAGUUUCUCAUGGGGAAUUGCUAUGCAGUGGGCCAAUCGCUGAAUGGCACUGCCUUUCCAGAGCCGUCUGUAUGGCAUCCUCUCCCUCACAGCACCAAACUCUCACCUCUAGCUUGUCCUAUACCACUGGAAAUUGCUUGCUGCUGCUGUGCUAGGGUAUCCUUCCCUGCCGCUCUGAGGCGGGUUCAGCUUUAUUUCCUAGCACUGAGGUUCCUGGGAGGGAGAGGAGAGGAAAGGCUACUGUUCUGUCCCUGUUUUGCCUGAAAUUAUUUCACACUCAUCUGCCUUGCAAGGGCAGCCUGAGGAAACCCAGGCCACUUGCAGCAGAGGUUUAGAUCAGAGCAGGGCUUGAGGUAGGUGUUGUGCCUCUGGCAGCGCCCUAGUUACACUCCCUCUACAGACAGGAAAGCAGCGGUGGCAGCUCCCCUGCUUUCCCCUGGAGACUGUUUCUCUCUCGCCAGCCUGGUCACUGUGGUGUGAAUUGAUGUCCAGGUGGGCAGAGCCCGUGACCAUGUGGAGGUAGCACUGUUCCUGGGGGGACAACCCUUUCACCAUCACAUGCCCAACACGGGGGUAAGAACCAACCCCCAGCAGCUCUCCUGGAAUCACAGUUCACUGAUGGUGGAUCCGACUACUGGCUUCCUGCGUGCGAGGGCUUGGCCUGUCCCCAGCAGACAGCUGGGGAGGGCCUGGUCUUCAAGUGUCAUGUAUAUCCCAGCCCAAGGCUGCUGGUUUUGGGGGGAGGGGGGCAGUCCUUAAUCUGAUAGCGCACACAUGUAUUGGGGAGUGAGGGGGUUGCUAGUGCCUGCAGAGUCUAUUACUCUUACCCUCUACACAGAACUUGUAACUAAAAUAUUUAACACAGCGGAUUUUAAAUGAAAUAAAACUGGGCAAUGACUGCGA